CCGACCGACCGACGAGCAAAGUCAGCGAGCAACACUCGGCUCGUUAUAUACACUCACACGCUGAAAAAAGCCACCGCUCGCAGGCUUAUCGCAACUUGCGCCUGUGACUGUGUGCAACCGUUUCAUUCAUCGACGUUUAUGUACUUUUUUGUGUAUCGCUGCGACUCAGUACUUACGGGAACGUCGUCGACGAUAAUUAUGUCGAUGAUCGUCAAUACGACUUGAACCGAACCGAAGACUGUAACGCGACGAGUAUAGGCGCAUUUGACAAGCCGUGAAAAUUCGCCUUGACUGCAGUGCACGCUAAAAAUUCCACAGUCCAACGAGAUAUUGCUGGCAAAAUGUCGGGCUUCGACGAGAACCCUUUCGGCGAGCCCAACGUCAAUGAUCCUUUUGCGGAUCCAGCUGUAAGAAAAGCUGCUAGUUCUAUACCAAAAAGUCAAGGAAUAGAAGAUUAUAACCCAUUUGCAGACCAACCAAGUGGAACUAAUACACAAGUCCGAGGAGCUUCUAAUCCUCCUCUAUAUGGAGGCACUGCAACCACAACUCAACAACCUGCAAUGUUACAAACAUCGAGUCAAGAGGCUCCUCCACCCAAUUAUGCUAGAACACCUCAACAGAAUAUCCCUCCGUCCAAUAGUGGAGCAUUCUCACCGACAAGUCAACCACCAAAUGAACAAUGGAGAAGAAGUGAAGAUAUGAAUAGCACACCUUAUUAUCCAAGGAGAAAUAACUGGCCACCAUUACCUGAAAAAUGUUGUGUACAGCCUUGUUUCUACCAAGACAUUGAUGUAGAAAUCCAAACUGAUUUUCAAAAAAUUGUCAGACAACUAUAUUAUUUAUGGAUUUUCCAUGGACUCGUACUAAUAUUAAAUGUCAUUGGAGGAUUUGCUUACAUGAUAGUUGAUGGCAAUGCAGGAAUAUUUGGUUUGGGAAUUCUUUAUGUAAUUCUAUUUACGCCGUUUUCAUUUAUUUGCUGGUUCAGACCAGCUUACCAGGCUUUUAAGAGUGAUAGUUCCUUUAACUUUAUGGUAUUCUUCUUUGUAUUCUUUUUCCAAGCUGUGGUAACAGUAAUUCAAAGUAUUGGUAUCCCAGGAUCUGGAACAUGCGGUUUAAUUCUAGCUAUAAAUACUUUUUCGUCUCAAGCUAAAGAUGUAUUUUUGGGAGUUCUUUUGCUGCUUAUUGCCUUUGCUUUUGUCACUGCAGCUGUCGGAGAUAUCAUUCUUAUUUCAAAGAUACAUCGUAUCUAUCGUAAUACUGGAGCAAGUAUGACAAAGGCUCAAGAAGAAUUUACUUCAACUUUUAUGCGCAAUGAACAUGUUAGAGAUGCCGCUUCUAAUGUUGCUGCGAGUGCUGUUCGCGCUCAAGUAAACAAUAUGACACAACCCCGUUAUUAAUUUCGUUAUGCCGUCAAUAAUUAAGUUUGCGGAAAGAAAUAUUUCAGUGUUUAAUCAGUUUUAUCCUGAACUAGAGCACAAGUCACUUAGGAAAUAUUAGUGACUCUGACAGUCGACGUCACAUAUAUUUUUCCCAACAAACACCGUUGAUUCCCUAUUCUUAUUGUUAUAGUUUAUUGGCAAAAUUAAUGAAUGCAUAUUUUCAUUCAAUGAUAAACACAUUCAAUAGUUUAAAGUAAUCUACUAAUUAUUUUAUGUUGUACAUAUAUUUUUUGAAAAACAAAAACAUUAUGCUAAUAACUGAUCAAUUAACUAAUUGAUGAUAAGGUAAUAAGAGUAUAAACAAUUGUACAUUUUACAAUACUAUAAUGAGAAGAAUAAGAAUUACAAGAACCAAUUAUUAUGAAAAUUAAUUAUAAUUAAAAUAACAUUUUUAAUUCUAAUGGUAUGGAAGUUGAUGUU
Trichogramma pretiosum is the source of this 1859-nucleotide messenger RNA. It is a transcript of the gene Scamp, whose product is annotated as secretory carrier-associated membrane protein 5. Gene Ontology annotation, biological process: protein transport. The transcript has 9 exons. The coding region runs from base 342 to 1397 and encodes 351 amino acids. Lineage: Eukaryota; Metazoa; Arthropoda; Insecta; Hymenoptera; Trichogrammatidae. Gene Ontology annotation, cellular component: trans-Golgi network membrane; recycling endosome membrane. The record is from RefSeq and is a predicted model, not a curated record.